This is a messenger RNA of Manduca sexta (tobacco hornworm), 1776 nucleotides long. It is a transcript of the gene ari-2, whose product is annotated as potential E3 ubiquitin-protein ligase ariadne-2. NCBI's taxonomy places the organism in Eukaryota, Metazoa, Arthropoda, Insecta, Lepidoptera, Sphingidae. Gene Ontology annotation, biological process: ubiquitin-dependent protein catabolic process; protein polyubiquitination; positive regulation of proteasomal ubiquitin-dependent protein catabolic process. Bases 189 to 1646 code for a protein of 485 amino acids. The transcript has 9 exons. Gene Ontology annotation, cellular component: cytoplasm; ubiquitin ligase complex. Gene Ontology annotation, molecular function: zinc ion binding; ubiquitin conjugating enzyme binding; ubiquitin protein ligase activity. The record is from RefSeq and is a predicted model, not a curated record.
AUGGAAUGACGUACACACGAUUUUAUUAUGAAAUCCGUCAGGAAAGAAAUCGAUUUUAUGAAAAAUAAGAAAAACACGGAGCCCGUAGCCAUAAGUCGUUAUAUUUUCUUUUAUCUUUUAUUUACUAAAAAUCUUUUACGUCUUCUUUUUAUUUCAUCUUGUAUCAUAACAUCAAUCCAGCCAACAAAAUGUCUGCGGAAUCUGAUAUGGAAUAUUCUGACAAUGAUGGAGAUGACUACGAUUACUACGGUGGACAAGAUGAUUGUGACAUGGAAGCGGUCGAUCGAAGUAAAUCAGAUCCAGAGUAUUUUGUGUUUUCCUGUUUGCGGGUUGAGGAAGUGGAGAAACUAUUGAAUGAAUCGAUUGAACUGCUCAGCAACAGCCUUCAAAUAACUCCUUCACUGGCCAAGGUAACUCUUCAUGCAUAUGAAUGGAAUGCUCAAGAAAUUAUAAACAAGUACAAGGAGAACUCCAACGAAGUGUUGGUAUAUAGUCAUGUGAAGCCUCGGGUGCCCUCUCUGGCAUGUUCAAGCCGCAUAUCUUGUUCAGUAUGUGCAAGUACACCACCACUGCACAAGUACAGUGCACUUGCCUGUGGCCAUUAUUUCUGCAAUGACUGUUGGGCUAUGCAUUUUGAAGUACAAAUCAUGCAAGGUGUGUCAAAUACAAUACAGUGUAUGGCACAGGACUGUGAAGUGAGGGUUCCUGAAGAUUUUGUGUUAUCUCAUGUGGCCAAACCAGCACUGCGAGAACGAUACCAGCAGUUUAUGUUUAAGGAUCAUGUGAAAUCACAUCCUGAGCUUAGGUUUUGCCCAGGACCUAAUUGUCAGUGGGUAUUUCGUGCAUUUACACGGGAGGGUGCCCGUCGUGUGGAGUGUCAAGGCUGUGAGCUGCUGACAUGUUUCUCAUGUGGAGCUCCGCAUCAUGCUCCCACUGACUGCUCUACUAUUCGUAGAUGGCUAACCAAAUGUGCUGAUGAUUCAGAAACUGCAAACUAUAUUAGUGCUCAUACCAAGGACUGCCCCAAAUGUCAAAUAUGCAUAGAAAAGAAUGGAGGUUGCAACCAUAUGCAAUGUUGUGCAUGCAGACAUGAUUUCUGUUGGGUAUGCCUUGGAGAUUGGAAAACACAUGGAUCUGAAUAUUAUGAAUGUAGUCGCUACAAGGAGGACCCAAACUUGACUAAUGAUAGUCAACAUGCUUUGGCCCGUGAAGCGUUAAAAAAAUAUUUGCACUAUUAUGAAAGAUGGGAAAAUCAUGCUCGAUCUCUGAAAUUGGAAGAACAAACUUUAGCUGACCUAAAAAGUAGAAUUAAUGAAAAGGUAAUGGCUGGUGAAGGCACAUGGAUUGAUUGGCAAUAUUUAUGGGAUGCUGCAAAACUAUUGAAAAGGUGUAGAUACACUCUUCAAUACACAUAUCCAUAUGCGUACUACAUGGAAGUUGGUCCAAGAAAAGAGUUGUUUGAAUACCAACAGGCGCAGCUAGAAGCUGAAAUAGAGAACUUGUCAUGGAAAGUAGAAAGAGCCGAAACAACAGACCGUGGUGACUUAGAAAAUCAAAUGGACAUUGCUGAAAAGAGACGAACUACGCUACUUAAAGAUUUUCUAGAAUUCAAUACUAAAAUCGCUUCUAGCAGCAAUAAGGGUUAACGGAAACUACAUGAUACGCGUUUUAGAUGAAAAUGACCAGCACCAACAUUUGAUAUUCAUUAAAAGCUAGACAUUUUUUUCUGCCAAAGUGUAUUUAUUAACAUUAAUUGUAAUAAAUUAGUAAUAAUAA